GCGGUGCGUGGAGGGCUUUGGCUGCCAUGGCUCGCCCGGCCUGGCGCCGACGGACCCUGGAACGGUGUCUGCGGGAGGCCGGGAAAGCCACCAGCCGGCCCGAGAGCUUCCUCACGAUUCAAGAUGGAUUAGCAACAAACUUCACUUCUUUAACAAAAGUUCUUUAUGACUUCAACAAAGUACUAGAGAACGGUGAGAUCUCCGGGAGUCCUUUACAGAAACUUGUGAUAGACAGUUUUGAUGAUGAGCAGAUUUGGCAGCAAUUGGAAUUGCAAAACAAGCCAGUUUUACAGUACUUCCAGAAUGCAGUCAAUGAAACGGUGAAAGAUGAGGACAUCAGCCUUCUCCCUGAGAGUGGAGAGCAGGAGUGUGAAGAGGAUGGCUCAGACACAGAGGCUGACGGCCAGGAGGACGUAGAACAAGAUUUGGAGGAGGAGGAGCUGUCAGAGGUAGAUAAUGACAAUCCUAAAUUGGAUGGCAAGGUGAAAAAAUCAAGACAACAUAAACUCAGGGAAAGCCCCGUGUUCAGUGAUGAAGAUUCUGACCUUGACUUUGAUAUCAGCAAAUUGGAACAGCAGAGCAAAUUGGAACAGCAGAGCAAGGUGCCAAAGAAACUGCCUGGGAAACCAUGCGAGAAGUCUGUGGUUGAUGACAAAUUCUUCAAACUCUCUGAAAUGGAGACCUUUUUAGACAAAAUGGAAAAAGAAGAGGAAAAAGAUGAAGAGGUGGAAGAGGAAGAUGUGGACCUUUUUGAAGACAUUGAUUCUGAUGACGAGGGAGAAUUGUUUGGAAGUAAAAAACGUAAGGCAGGUAAAAGCUCCCGUGAUUUGAAAUACAAAGAUUUCUUUGAUCCAGUCGGAAGUGAUGGAGACAUGGCAAGUGCUGAUAGUGAUGAGUUGGGUUCAAACAAAGAAGAGGAAGACACUGCUGACGAAGAGGCAGAAGAGGCAGAAGGAAGCAUUUCUGAAAUGGAUGAAGAUAGUGAGUUUGAUAGUGAAGAUGACAAGCCACCGAAAGAGAGCUUGAAAAGAGUCACCUUUGCUUUGCCGGAUGAUGACGAUACAGAAGGCGGAGAAGUACCACGUGUCAAGGAAGAGGCUGAUGACGUUAAAUCCUCUUUUGAGAAAAGACAGGAGAAGAUGAAUGAAAAAAUCGCCUCUUUAGAGAAAGAGUUGAUGGAAAAGAAGCCUUGGCAACUCCAGGGGGAAGUGACAGCCCAGAAGCGCCCAGAGAACAGCCUCCUGGAGGAGACGCUGCACUUCGACCACGCCGUCCGCAUGGCACCUGUGAUCACGGAGGAAACCACGCUGCAGCUGGAAGACCUUAUCAAGCAGAGGAUACGAGAUCAGGCUUGGGAUGAUGUUGUAAGGAAAGAAAAGCCUAAAGAGGAAGCAUACGAAUAUAAAAAGCGCUUAACAUUAGACCACGAGAAGAGCAAGUUGAGUCUCGCUGAAAUUUAUGAACAAGAAUACAUCAAACUCAGCCAGCAAAAAACAGAGGAAGAAGAAAAUCCUGAGCACGUAGAAAUUCAGAAGAUGAUGGAUUCCCUCUUCUUAAAACUGGAUGCUCUGUCAAACUUCCACUUCAUCCCUAAACCGCCUGUCCCUGAGAUCAAGGUUGUGUCGAAUCUGCCGGCCAUAACCAUGGAGGAAGUGGCCCCGGUGAGCGUCAGUGACGCGGCUUUGCUGGCCCCAGAGGAAAUCAAGGAGAAAAAUAAAGGUGGAGAUCUAAAAACUGCUGCUGAGAAAACAGCUACAGACAAGAAACGGGAACGGAGGAGAAAGAAACUCCAGAAGCGUUGGAAAAUAAAAGAGAAGGAGAAGCGGCGAAGGUUGUUGGAGAAGAACAACCCAGAUCAGGCAGGCAAAUUCAGCAGAGCAGCGGCUUCCGAGAAGCUAAAGCAUCUGACCAAGACCGGCAAAGUGGCCUUGUUAAAGGAUGAACGGAAAGACAAGGCCUUAAAGUCUUCCCAAGCAUUCUUCUCUAGACUACAAGAUCAAGUAAAAAUGCAGAUCAAUGAUGCAAAGAAACCAGAAAAGAAAAAGAAGAAAAUGCAGGAUAUUUCUGUUCACAAGUUAAAGCUGUAAUAUAUUGGAAAUAUAUUGUAUAUAUAAAUGUGUAAGCUUA
Molecule: messenger RNA, 2127 nt
Organism: Dipodomys ordii (Ord's kangaroo rat)
Lineage: Eukaryota; Metazoa; Chordata; Mammalia; Rodentia; Heteromyidae
Gene: Mphosph10
Product: M-phase phosphoprotein 10 (U3 small nucleolar ribonucleoprotein)
Exons: 11
Coding region: 27-2087 (686 amino acids)
Biological process (GO): rRNA processing
Cellular component (GO): Mpp10 complex; sno(s)RNA-containing ribonucleoprotein complex; nucleus
Source: RefSeq, a predicted model, not a curated record